GUCCGACAUGAAGCGCGACCUCCAGGACGAGGCCAGGAAAAUGACGGAGCGCUGCGACAAGAUGGAAAGGAAGAGGAAGGAGGAUGUUGAGGCGCAGCAGCUCCGGGUCCAGGCCCUGGAGGGCAAGGUGGAGGAGCGCAUCGCUGGGGUCGAGAAGCAGGUGGAGGCCUCGCACAAGGCCCUGGAGGAGAUGAUGAACGUGAAGGAGAAGAACAUCAAAACUUCCGUCACCACCAUGCAGACCGCCCUGGACAGUAAGAUCGAGGCGAAGCACUCCAGCAUGAAGAAGCGGCUCGAUGACUCGCUCAAGGCCCACCAGGCGGACACGAUCAGUGCCUUUCGAGACAUCAUGGGGGAGGGUAUCGGCGACAUCAAGAAGUUCAUGCAUUCGGACGAGUACCUCCACAAGGUGAAUCAGGCGCAGGCGGAGCUUACGCAGCGGAGCCAGGGAGAGGAGGACGAAGGUUCUCGCGUUGUUGUAGUUUCUGGGCGCCGCAGGCGCAGACGCAAAAGAAGGAAAAAGAAGCAUGUCUCCGCGCAGAGCAAGCUCGCAGCCUCAGCAUCUUCUUCUCUCACAGGAAACUGGUCUUUCACAAAAAUCAUCUUCUCACUUAUGCUUCUUCUCAGGUCCGCAAGCGCCAUAGGCGGUCUCUUUCACACCGACGCCAACGACGAGUUCACAGACCUGACGGAGAUGUCCACCCCGAGUUCGGGGGAGCCGUCAGACGCGUCGGACUUCUUGCUGGGAGAGGGUGACACGACGGAGCAAAGUUCUCCGACUGUGGGAUCCGCCCCGGACGUCGACAACAUUGCAGCCCCCCCGACGAUAGCAGAUGCGGAGGCACCCACACCUCCCGCGGGGGAGACCGCUACAGCUGCUGUGAUGAGAAAUGACGUUGAGCAAACUCAUGUUUCUGAGAUACUAGAUGAUGACCCGCAGCCUCACCUGCGAGGAGAAGAUGAGUACGAGAAGACAAGUAGACUUGAUGACCACGAGGACGAUAUCGAAACACUGCGAAAGAUCUUGACUGCUGAAAACGAUGACAACACGAAC
Messenger RNA from Amoebophrya sp. A120, 1054 nucleotides. The record is from the annotation of a GenBank genome assembly. NCBI's taxonomy places the organism in Eukaryota, Dinophyceae, Syndiniales, Amoebophryaceae.